Coffea arabica (coffee) is the source of this 1503-nucleotide messenger RNA. The record is from RefSeq and is a predicted model, not a curated record. Lineage: Eukaryota; Viridiplantae; Streptophyta; Magnoliopsida; Gentianales; Rubiaceae.
AUGGGGAAGAAAAGGGGAAGUAGGGAGGUGGGGAAAGGUAGAAGGAGGGACAAGAGAGGUGGCGAGUUGCGGAAGGAAGAGAAGGGAAGAAGUGGUAGCGGGUUGGAUGGUGGACAAGGGAAGAAAAAGAAGAAUGGGUGGUGGAUAGCACUUCGAAUUCCAAUUCCCAGUUUUUUUGGGUCUCUCAGAAGUCUGAGGUACCUGAAUUUAUCUGGAGCUGGAUUUCAAGGAAUGGUUCCCUAUCAGCUUGGAAACCUGUCAAGUUUACGCACUUUAAGCAUAGGAGGAGAUCCGUCCGAUCUUCAAGUUGAUAACCUGCAAUGGUUGGCUGGUCUCUCUAAUCUGGAGCACCUAGACAUGAGUGGCGUGAACCUUAGUCUAGCGUCUAAUUGGCUAGAGGUGAUUAACACGAUCCCUUCUUUGGUAGAGAUAUAUCUGUCCUAUUGUCAGCUUCAUUUAAUUUCUCAUCAUCUUGGCAGAGAUACAUUGGUCUUCCAUGCCAACUUUUCUUCUCUUACUGUCCUAGAUCUUUCUGGAAAUUUUCUUGGAUACCCUAGAUGGAUUUUCGGUCUUACUACCCUUGCUUCCCUUGAUUUAAGUCUGACCUUGUUUGAAGGUCCAUUGCCUAGAGGUCCUUGGAACUUGACUUCCCUCCAGCACUUGGAUCUUUCAACGAACCAUCUGAAUGGUUCGCUACCAAACGAGCUUGUUCAUCUUAACAAUCUCAUUUCUCUCAACCUUUGGGAGAAUGAUUUCGACGGCUUCUUGGAAGGAAUUUGGAAUUGGAGCUCCCUUACAUCUUUGGAUCUGUCAGAUAAUAACUUCGCUACCUUCCUCCCAAGCCAAUUAUCGACUUUAACUGCCCUAAUUUCACUUGAUCUUACAAACAAUCAGUUUCGAGGUUCUAUCCCAAGCUCUAUUGCCAACAUUUCCAACCUUCAAUAUCUUGAUCUAUCUAAUAACACUCUUAGCUCCUCUUUACCAAGUGAAGUAUUCACAUUGAAGGACUUGAUUAGACUUGAUGCAACAGAUAAUCACUUGAACGGCCCAAUUCCAAGUACAGUUGGCAACUGUACCAAGCUAAAAUACCUUUUGCUAAAUAGUAAUGCUCUAUCUGGCUCAAUUCCAUCAAAUUUAGGAAGAUAUACCAAGCUAGAAUACCUUCGGCUAAAUGAUAAUGCUCUAUCUGGCUCAAUUCCAUCAAAUUUAGGAAGAUGUACCGAGCUCAAAGAACUUUUGCUAAAUGAUAAUGCUCUAUCUGGUUCAAUUCCAUCAAGUUUAGGAAAACUGUCAUCCUUGGAGCUCUUGGAUGCAUCUCGCAACAAACUCACUGGAACUCUUCCUGAAAGUCUUUGGCAGCUUCCCAAACUUGAAGAGCUUCGUAUUCACGACAAUUUAAUGGAAGGCAUUGUGAGCGAUAGUCACUUCGACAAUCUGACAGCUUUAAGGCAUUUUAAUCCAUGUUUUCAAACUCGGACCGGACCGGCCGGUUGGACCGGUUGA